GGAGGAGCACGUGUUUACACUGAGGUGAGACCGAGAGUGUGGAUAGAAGCAUGUCACCGUGUUUUGGAGACGCUACAUUAUAGUGAGCUGAAGGAUUUACUGAGGACUGGCGUUUCCACCUGUGGAAGGACCGAGCAGCCGUCAUGGAGUGCAGUGGGAAGGUGACACCUCAGCUGAUGCUGGCUGUGGGGACAGCUGUGAUUGGCUCUCUGCAGUUUGGGUACAAUACUGGUGUUAUCAACGCUCCUCAGAAUAUCAUUGAGAGCUUCUACAAUGAGACAUGGACUGGCAGGUUUUCAGAGUCCAUCUCUCAGGCCACCCUAACGGCUCUGUGGUCCCUCUCUGUGGCCAUUUUCUCAGUGGGAGGAAUGUUCGGCUCGUUCUCUGUCGGGCUCUUUGUCAACCGCUUUGGCAGGAAGAACUCCAUGCUCGGGGCCAAUGUACUGGUCUUCAUAGCAGCAGCAUUCAUGGGUUUUUCCAAGUUAGCUUCAUCUUUUGAGAUGCUAAUCAUUGGUCGCUUCAUAGUGGGCCUGUACUCCGGCCUCUCUACUGGCUUUGUGCCCAUGUAUGUUGAAGAAAUCUCUCCAACGUCACUCCGCGGUGCAUUAGGUACCCUGCAUCAGCUCGGCGUAGUUAUCGGAAUUCUCAUGGCACAGAUUUUUGGGAUUGAGUCGAUCCUGGGGAACGCCUCCCUGUGGCCCCUGCUGUUGGGCUUCACUGUGCUCCCGGCGGUGCUGCAGUGCGCUCUGUUGCCCAUCUGUCCAGAGAGCCCCCGAUACCUCCUCAUUAACUGCAAUGAAGAGAGCAAAGCCCACAGUGUCUUAGUGAAGCUGCGAGGGACAGAUGAAGUGAAUGAGGACAUACAGGAAAUGAAAGAGGAAAGCCAGAAGAUGAUGAGGGAGAAGACGGUGACCAUCCCAGAGUUGUUCCGAUCUCCCGUCUACCGCCAGCCCAUCUUUGUGGCCAUCAUGCUGCAGCUGUCCCAGCAGCUGUCUGGAAUCAACGCAGUGUUUUACUACUCCACUGGGAUCUUUGAGCGGGCAGGUGUGUCACAGCCCGUCUACGCAACAAUAGGAGCAGGAGUCGUCAAUACCGCCUUCACUGUGGUUUCGUUAUUCGUGGUGGAGCGUAUGGGCAGAAGACCGCUAUACCUCAUUGGUUUGAUGGGAAUGGCGGUGUCAGCUGUUUUUCUAACCACUGCGAUGGCGCUGUUGGACCAGCUCAGGUGGAUGUCGUACGUUAGCAUCGCAGCCAUCUUCAGCUUUGUAGCCUUCUUUGAAAUUGGCCCCGGCCCCAUCCCUUGGUUCAUUGUGGCUGAGCUCUUCAGCCAGGGGCCCCGACCCUCAGCCAUUGCAGUGGCGGGCUUCACAAACUGGUCUGCCAACUUUUUAGUGGGCAUGGGCUUCCAGUAUGUUGAGCAACUGUGUGGUCCGUACGUCUUCAUCAUCUUCACUGUGCUGCUGCUGGGCUUCUUCGUCUUCACAUACUUCAAAGUGCCAGAGACAAAGGGACGCACCUUUGAUGAGAUCGCGGCAGGUUUCCGUCAAGCGGCUGGUCAUGGCGCUGACAAAUACUCCGCUGCUGAAGAGUUCAACACCCUAAGGGGGGACGACCCCGACCUCUGACCUGAGCGCUGCCACAUAUACUCAUAACCAGUACAACAGUAAACCAGAAAACAGAAAUACUAUACUCCAUAGUACUGGCAUAUUCACUCUGAAGUAAUCAGUAGCACAUUUUUCUCAUUUUUGUAACAUACAAAUCUAUGUUCAGCACUUACCAUGUUGGUAACAAUGGCACCAAAUAGAGGUAGACAAUGAACGAACCAUAGUUAGGUAUGAAAUGUGGAAAGAAAAACAGCGAGUGUGUGGAAAGUAAAUAGAAUUUUUCAAAAUACAGUUUUCUGCACA
Molecule: messenger RNA, 1907 nt
Organism: Sphaeramia orbicularis (orbiculate cardinalfish)
Lineage: Eukaryota; Metazoa; Chordata; Actinopteri; Kurtiformes; Apogonidae
Product: solute carrier family 2, facilitated glucose transporter member 1-like
Exons: 10
Coding region: 144-1625 (493 amino acids)
Biological process (GO): dehydroascorbic acid transport; response to insulin
Cellular component (GO): plasma membrane; apical plasma membrane; basolateral plasma membrane
Molecular function (GO): D-glucose transmembrane transporter activity
Source: RefSeq, a predicted model, not a curated record